Molecule: messenger RNA, 3549 nt
Organism: Nezara viridula (southern green stink bug)
Lineage: Eukaryota; Metazoa; Arthropoda; Insecta; Hemiptera; Pentatomidae
Source: the annotation of a GenBank genome assembly
AUGUACCGUGGAGAAGCUCUUGUUUGCUUUGCAUGCGGUGGAUCUGGUCACACGCAAGAAUAUUCACUAAGGAUAACACCUAGAGCUCCCGGUGAACCUCACUUCCCAUUUUUGGACUCACAUGAGCCUCCUGCUAACUACAGGGGGCCUCGAGGUCAUUCUGUUAAUGUCUGUGGUUUGUGCUCAACACUUUUGAACCAGCAAUGGGAGCGCUACCAAAGAGAUGGAACUCCACAUUCUCGGCGCCUGUAUUGGCUCAAAAGGGUAGACAAUGGGCCAUACACCGGAGCAGAGCUGGCUGCUCAAGGAGAGUAUGCUGCCAAUUUCCUUUCACUUGACCAUCAACAACAACCUUUUAGGGAUUCGGGAAUAUCUAGUCUUGAAGAGGUUGUUGCUCCUCCUAUGCCCAACUCUAAUCUUUCUCAGAAGAAUGAUUCAGCUCUGGACCUUCGACAGAGUCCUUCAAUAGCAUCUGCACCUAAUGGUGGACAUUCAAAUCCUGGAAGUGUUACUAGCAGCAGUGGUACUGAUAUCUUGGAUCUAUCCAUGCCUGAUAAGAACUCUAAUACACAAGUAUGCUAUGUAUGUGGAGAAGAACAUCGUAGGGGCUCUCUUACUCACAUUGGUGCAAGGCCCCUACCCAAUCAGCCAUUCUUUCCUUCACUAAUGCUACAUCCACGACCAUCACGUUCACGGCCAAUGGAUUCAGCUGGUCGUGUUUUGGCCUGCUCGGUUUGCCAUCAACAUUUACUACACCAGUGGCAGGCAUAUCAGGCCCAAGGAAUCGCUCACUCCGAUAGAAACUAUGUUCUUAGAAAAAGAGUUCAACCGGCACAACAUAUCAAUGAAGCGUCUACUUGUUCUGUUUGUGGUACUGAGUCAGGAGGUUUCUACCAACAGGGUGCUGCCCAGGUAUGUGCCACCUGCUACAAUAAGUCACAGAAACCUCAGCAAGAAAGAAAAUCUUCCCCUGCUUCAAAAUCUCCUGAUAUACGGUUUCGUCCUUAUGAAAUGUCUAAACCAACUGUGAAACCAAGUUCAUCUGCAACAUCGAAGGAUGCAGUAAGCAAUCAAUCUGGAUCUAAUUUUCGGUGUCCUGUAUGCUGUAAUAUGGCACAUCGCCAUGAGGCCCAGUGGUUACCAUCAGCUCCUGAAGGUGUUAAUUCUCAUGCUAUGCAUUUUCCCUGGUUGAAUGGUUUAGAGGGAUCUCAAUCUGACAGCUGUGGGAGAGUUCUAGUUUGCAGGGGCUGUGUGAUGCAUUUGGCAGUUCAGUGGGAUGCCAUGGAGGCUGAGAGAGCUCCAUUAGAGUCAAGGAGGUAUGAACUGCCUAAUUCUUGUAAUGGUUCCUCAGUGUUGACGCCAGCCCAACAAGAAGGUAGCUCAAUUUACUGUUUCCUGUGUGGUCUUCAUUCAGACAUAACACUUGCCCGGGUUCUUUACAGCAAGCCACAGGGACGUAAUGCACCAUAUUUUCCUUUUUUGCUGCGUCACCAAAGUGCUCCUAAUGCAGAACAGCUCAGGGAAGAUGGUUCAGCCCUUGUGUGCACAUUUUGCUACCAUACUGCACUUGAACAGUGGAGGAGAUCAGGCCCCAAUAUCAGUCCUGAAUGCCGAACUUACAACUGGCAUGAUUAUAUUUGUUAUGUAUGUGGAAUAACUACUUACAGAAGGAGGGUGAGGGCACUCCCAGUAAAGGAUUUUCCAUUCCUCAGGUACCACAGACAGCAUGAUAGAAGUCUCCUAUUAGAAAACGGAGAAUUGGCUGCUGUUUGCUUGGACUGCUACGAGUCUCUAAGAGCUCAAAGUCUGGAAUAUGAAAGAUGGGGCCUGCCUCCAGAGAAAAGGCAGUAUAAUUGGAUUCCACAGCCACCACCUCCUGAAGAUAGCCCUGAAGCCUGGCGUAGUAGAGCAAGAGAGGCUGCAGUCAAAGAAAUGCAGAGAAAUUCUAAGAAACCCAACCAAAUAGUUCAGGUCAAUCAGGCUGUUAAACCCUCUAGAGUUCACAGUCAAACAACACCCUCUAACAAAUUGGAAAUAGGGACUAAAGCAAAAUCCGUUUCAAGUUCUGGAGAGAGGAGAUCUUCAACAACUAACAGGCAGCCAGCUAAUCAACAAAACCAGCAGGAAGGACGGAGUUUUGCUGCCUUCUUGAGAAAUUUAGCUAAUAAACAGUCUGCAAAUGAAAGUGAUGAAGCUGGUAGAAACUCACCAAAAAGUAGAUGUCUUUCAAAUGUACCCAGGGCUCCUUCUCCAACUAAUAACAAAAUUCAUGACAAAGAGGCAAGUUUGAGAAGUGGUUUCCAACCUUAUAGACCACAUGACACCAGAGUUCCCACCCUUGCUAUACCUCCAAUUGAUUACGGCUACCCUCACCAUAUGUAUCCUCAACAUAUACAUCCAUCAUACAGGAUUGAAGACUAUUAUCCAGAGAGAUGCGGAAUUAUAUAUACACCACAUACAUACAUUUAUCCUCAUCCUAUGAUGCCACCACCUCUUUUGAUGUCACCAUAUGACAGGAUGAAAUUCGAGGAAGAUCACAGAAUAAGGGAAUGUGAGAGACGGAAUAAAAAGAGUCCUCGGGGUCCAUCUCCUUCGCAUUCAGUGGAAACAGGUAGAAAGAGUUCAGGAAACAAGGAGCCCCCAAAGUUUGUUCGCCCAUUUGAAGACUACCCUAAGCCCAGGAGGUCACCAAAGGUGGAGGAUAAAUCUCGAGAUUUUAAUAUUGAACUCUCUAUAGUUGACCAGAUUUUGGGGUUUACUCAGGUCCAGCAACCUCCUCUGGAUGAGAAGGUGGUGAGUCGUUUAGAUUUGGAAGCACUUGGUAAACUUGAAGAUGAUGAUCAUUCUGAUGAAAUAAUGAUAAUGUCUGGACCACCUGCUAAACUAGACUGUAAUUCUAAGAAAUUGGAGUUCUUAUCUCAAUUUUUCUUAACUACCAUCUCCAAGAAAAAUGAACUUGAAUUAGAAAAGUUACUAAGGCGAAAAGUGUUACCAGACAUAAAGGUAGAGCCAGCACCUGAAGAGAUAGAGGAAGAACCGAAGAUAGAAUUGCCUCUGCCUUCAUUAGCCCCAGUAGAUAUCCCACGAGCCAAAAAUAAAUGUGAUUUCUUGCUGAAGCUGGACUUGGCUACUGCAGACUUAUCUGCUCUCAAUGAGCGUGAAGCAAUAUGGAAUGAAGUGUUAAGUGAACGGAGGCGGAGAAAGAGAAGAAGCUUAUUGCUUGAAUAUUAUCAAGAAUCUGCUGAUAAGCUAAGCAGGCUUAGUCGACCCAAAGCUAAUUUCCCUGGUAUAGAAGCUAUAUUAGAAGCAUAUUCAUUAUAUAAUGAAGAGAGAAGUUCUGAAACAAGAUUACUCAAAGAGACUGUUAAGAAAUGGGAAGAAAGAAUCGAAGAGUCUCGUAAGGAGCUAGCAGGGCUUGAGGAAAAACUGGAACAACUGACUGCUGAGCAUAUAUCUGUUGAGGCUGAGCGAGCGAAAACCCAAGCAACUAUAGAUUCUUUUAAAUCAUCUUUGCGAGAACUUAAGAUUGUGCUCUCUUUACCACUUUGA